Messenger RNA from Cavenderia fasciculata, 558 nucleotides. RefSeq lists its product as uncharacterized. Bases 1 to 558 code for a protein of 185 amino acids. The transcript is spliced from 2 exons. The record is from RefSeq and is a predicted model, not a curated record. NCBI's taxonomy places the organism in Eukaryota, Evosea, Eumycetozoa, Acytosteliales, Cavenderiaceae.
AUGGGAUCAUGGUUUAUGUCUACACCAUUGCCUACAACCAAUGAAGAUGAAUCACUUGUAGGUGAUGUAUAUUUAGUUACAUAUACACAAACAUUAGAGACAUCAAAGACUCUUGCUGUCUCCAACCCUAUCCUCCGUGAUCAUUACACAAUCGUAAUUGAUGUAGCUGGUCAGUCUACGGAAGAAGUCCCAAAAGGAUAUGAAUUACAUCUUGAAAUUCAACAUGGAACCUCAAAAUCAGUCAAUUUAGUUGGCAAUGAACUACAUUAUCGUCGAACCAAAUAUGCCAAGCAUCAGAAAUUGGGUAGAAUUACAAAUGAAUACCAUUCUGGAAAUCCUCGUGAAUGGGCCGAUGGAUUGAAAAGGGUUGCCCAAAAUCAAUGGUACAAAGAAUUUAUUCAAUCAAGAGGAGAUCAAUGGAAUCAUGAAUGCAACAGUCAUCAAUUUGCAAAGUUCUUAACUCUGAAAUUGGGUUUGGAAUGGCCAAACAAUCUUUAUGUUGCUGGUGAAGGAGAUUUAUUAGAACCAUUGUUUUUCAAUAUAUUAGAAGAAUGGUAG